ACUGAACUCAUUUCCCCUAUAGCCUGGUAAGGUCAUUGUCCUCUCCAUACUGGCACCAGCGGGAGACUACUCACCUCGAGAUCUCAAAAGCCUCUACAUGAGGUUAGUAAUAUCCCUGAAUCCUGCAAUGAAUUAACUCUCUACUCCACUGGGUCCCAGGUCUGCCCCCAGAGAGUCAUCCAGAGAGUACCAGGGACCAUCUUCAGAAAACAAGAGGCAUUUGAUCCCCAAACUUAUUGAAUGAAAGCGCUGUUGUUUUUCUUUUUUGAAUAUAUAAAAGUAAAUACUCAAGCAGAUGGGAAACAGAACAGGAUAGUAAUGUCCUUAUCAUCAUUAACACCUUGGAUCAAGAAGAGGCAUUAAGCACACAGACUCACGCUUUGAUGAAAGCUGGGAGAAAGAGGUGCAUCAAAGGGAUCUUGAGGGCAAAGGCAGCCCUUCCCCUCCCAAUCACAUGCCCACCUCCUCUCACUGCAGCUUCUGUCUCAGGUCUUCUCCCAGCAGAGCUAUAAAUCCAGGCUGACUCCUCACUCCCCACAUAUCCACUCCUGCUCUCCCUCCUGCAGGUGACCCCAGCCAUGAGGACCAUCACCAUCCUUGCUGCCAUUCUCCUGGUGGCCCUGCAGGCCCAGGCUGAGUCACUCCAGGAAAGAGCUGAUGAGGCUACAACCCAGAAGCAGUCUGGGGAAGACAACCAGGACCUUGCUAUCUCCUUUGCAGGAAAUGGACUCUCUGCUCUUAGAACCUCAGGUUCUCAGGCAAGAGCCACCUGCUAUUGCCGAACCGGCCCUUGUACUAACCGUGAGUCCCUCUCCGGGGUGUGCAAAAUCAGUGGCCGCCUCUACAGAUUCUGCUGUCGCUGAGCUUCCUAGAUAGAAACCGAAGCAGUGCAAGAUUCAGUUCAAGGUCCUGAAAAAAGAAAAACAUUUUACUCUGUGUACCUUGUGUCUUUCUAAAUUUCUCUCUCCAAAAUAAAGUUCAAGCAUUAAA
Molecule: messenger RNA, 990 nt
Organism: Gorilla gorilla gorilla (western lowland gorilla)
Lineage: Eukaryota; Metazoa; Chordata; Mammalia; Primates; Hominidae
Product: defensin alpha 5
Exons: 2
Coding region: 579-863 (94 amino acids)
Biological process (GO): disruption of plasma membrane integrity in another organism; innate immune response in mucosa; defense response to Gram-positive bacterium
Cellular component (GO): extracellular region; extracellular matrix
Source: RefSeq, a predicted model, not a curated record